UUCAAAACAAAUAUUCUUGACUCGCAGGUCUUCUUUUUCCUGAGCUCAACUGAGUCAGAUGAUGGUUCAUCCAGCCUCUCGUUCUCUUUGGGCAUGUCUGUCAAGUCUGUCCUCUUCGGUGAUCUUAUUCGAGAUGUAGUAGAUGAAAACGUUGUAGUACCUAUCCUCAGUGAUUUAGACUUUUCUGAAGCUGCCUUGCUCGCAACGACAAGCCCACAAGAAGCUAGCUACCCAAACCCGCUUUCGAACGACGUGGCGACAGAAAUAUCUAGUGGCCUGGGCGUCGCCUUUACCAUGAAGCUGUCUGAAGUCGUCCCUUUCGGUACCUUCUUCCUUGGUGUUGAUGGCAGUACCUUCAAAUUCAAGGUCCUUUCUGAGGGGCCGAUUCCUGUAUCAGCCCUAGUGAGCAAAAUCAUUUCUUCUUUCUCGUCCAUCAAUCUGCCUUCUCAACUCACGGUAGCUGAUAUUCUCGCUGGCUCUCUGAAGAGUUUCGAGUACAACGCUGACAACGACGACAUGUCGGUUUCUGCAGCUAUUGAUGACUCUAUUGUUAUAGUACCCAGCAUUCUAACACUAGAUGACCUUUCAGCAACUUUUGAUAUAAAAAGUGUUGAAUCCCCACCAGCUACAAAUCAUGACUUCAGCUUUGAAUUGGAUUCUGUUUGGGACAUUGGUGGUCUUGAAUUCACCCUUUCAAUUGCUCGUGAACCAGUCAGCCAUGAUAUUUCUGCAAAGGGUUCUUUACAAGAUAAUCUACCAGUAGGUUCCCUAAUUCAACAGUUUGGAGUGUCAUUUCUCCCAUCUGUGUUGAACAAUAUUCUACAGAACGCAGGUUUCGACAGCUUUGUAAUUGCAGACCCGAGUGUCUCUAUAAUUCUGGGAGACGACUGGUCAGUCCACGUUUCUGGCACUGCAGUGAUCAAUACCUGGCAAUGUUCAGUAGAAACACUCGUUGGUAGAGUAACUAAUGACUUGGUCAUGGCCGCAGGUAUCACUUUGUCGAGUGUUGGGAUAAUUCCUGCUGUAAAAGGACUAACGGGAGGCGCCCUUGAUAUUGGGGGGAUACCAGGUGCAAGUAUUUUGUCCAAUGCUCAGGUCGCAUUUGUGAUCUCUGCUGGUUCUAUACCUGCAGAUCAGGGUUUAACAAUCUCCUCCCCACUCCUCACCGAUGUUAACAUUGUGGAGGGUGUCAACCUUGCAGCGUCUUUUACACUCCCAACCGACUGCGGGCAGGACGACUUUUGCAAAGUAAACAAACGACUCUUAGGGGCUGACAUUGAGUUGAGGCUUUUUGCAUCUCUGACCACUACCAGUGACCUACACUUAAAGGCUGUAGUAGGGACACCUGUCACAAUAUCUGACGGUAUUGUCAUGCAAAACGUCGGGUUUGAAAUCUUCGUCGGAACUAAAAUGUCAAUAGGUAUAACUGGCUCUCUCGAGUUUGAAACUCCCCCUGUGACUUUGACCGGUGGCAUCGGCCUCUCAGAAAGCGGGGUGUACCUCCAAAUGUCCACGCAGGGUAUGUGGAAUCAAGCGUUUGGACUAGAUUUCCUUUCCAUUGGUAACAUCAACCUGGAGGUUUCCAUUGCACCCGAACCCACCGUUAUUUCUUCUUUGCAAUUCGGUGGCCGGGCUGUGAUUGGGUACCAGAACGACCCAAGUGCUACUCCUAUCACAGGCGAAGGUUACAUAGGCGUGGAUAUUGUUAACCCAGGAGAAGACUACUGCAUGGGAUCAGUAAGCGCUCUGACCAUCCCGGCUGUUCUUAGUGCUUUUGGCCAGAACCUCCAGCUCCCCUCUUUCUUGUCGGACAUUGGUUUUCCUCAAGGUGUCAACUUUUCCUUUUCACCCAUUGUCCAAGCUUUGCCCAAUGGUGUUACUAUUCAACAGGGCUUCUUCUUUAGUGGCACUAUGGAGAUUCUAUUCUUCAGUGUUACUGCUGAUUUAAAAGUCGAUACAACAUCCCUUUAUGCCAGCGUCACAGUGACACCGUUCACGAUAGGUAACGGCUUGAUCCAGGUGUCUGGUUCAAGCUCGGAUACUGGUCCUGUCCUGUUAGUUGAUAUUGGCUGGGAUCCCCUCAAAGCAGAACUUCGCAUCGACGGGAGCGUUUCUGUCCUAGGCAUUCAGGCAAGCACCACGAUUACCAUGGACAGCACUGGAACUCGCUUUUCUAUCGAGGGGAACUUUCUCAAUAUCUUCUCUGCCUCUCUUGACAUCAGUGCCAACUAUGGAUCUCUGAGGGAAGCAGACUUUAUGGUUGCUGGAACAUUCAAGAACGAUCUUUUCAGCACACUUCAGGGGAAGAUUGAAACUGCACUGAACAAUAUCAUGAACGAGGCCAACAGUGCACUAGAAGAUGCCAAGAACGACGUCGCAGAAAAACAACAGGCCUGUGAUGAUGCCAGAGGACCUUUUAAUGAUGCACAAGCCGCUGUUGACAGCAAGAAAAGGGACUUCGACAAUGCAGUGGCAGCCUUGCAGGCAGAAAAGGCUAAGUUCGACAGUGCUGUCCAAAGUCUUGAUGACAAACAGCAAGAAUGUGACGGCAUGGACUGUGCGUGGUAUAAUAUACCCUGCCAAACGGAGAAAGGCGUGUGCAUAGCGGCUUUGGAGAUAGCCAAGGGGGCUGUCGAGGUCGGAAAGGGAUCAUUGAGUGCCGCACAAGGGGUUGUUGACGCCAGUAAAUUGACCCUUGACGCUGCUAUUGCUACUUUGGAAGCGACAUCAACUGUAGUCCAUGACACAUGCGAUGUGGCUCUUGUUGCGGCUGAGGAGGCCUUGACUCUCGCUGAGGAAGCCAACAAGUUUGGAACUAAGAUCGCGGAGAAGGUUGUGGACACCGUCUUUGGCACGAUUGACAUUCAGGAGCUGGGCUUCAGUGUGGAGGUAGCCGUGGCACAGACAGGACACUUCGAUGGAUGGAUGGUGGUCUCAUUCUUCCACGAAGCCGCUCAGCGAUACGACAUCACCUUCCAACUGCUGUCCAUUGACGACAUGGUGAGUGACAUAGUGGACAUCGUGGAGAACUACCUAGGGGUGUAA
Branchiostoma belcheri (Belcher's lancelet) is the source of this 3045-nucleotide messenger RNA. RefSeq lists its product as uncharacterized. The transcript has 8 exons. The record is from RefSeq and is a predicted model, not a curated record. Bases 94 to 3045 code for a protein of 983 amino acids. Lineage: Eukaryota; Metazoa; Chordata; Leptocardii; Amphioxiformes; Branchiostomatidae.